AUGGACUCGUCGCAUGCGUUUGUCGGGGAUUUUGGCGUCAACAUGAACCGAGGCGACAAUCGAUUUAUGAACCAGUUUAACGUGGGCGGUAGUGCCAGUGUCGGCGUGGGUGGCUUGGAUCUGUCGACUAGUGGUCUGGACUUUACGGGCAGCACGAACGAUCUAAUGACCGAGACGUCGUCGCUGAUGCUAGGGCCGAGCUCGUCGUCGUCGUCGACCGCAGGACUCAUUGACUUUCCUGACGAGCUCAACUCACCCACGGCAUCAACGACAACAAGUAGCAGCUUGAGUGGCAGCAAUAAUGGCACCCUAGCGAUGCCAGACACCUCGAUGUCCAUGAUGACGAGGACGCCGUCAGCUGAUGCCAUCCCGUUCCCGGCGUCACUGGCCACGGAGUCGCUGAGUAACAGUGGCGCGAUGCCAUUAUCGUCUACGGGUCUGAACGUCAUGAACUAUAUGAAUACAACCAGUACCAGCACUGCGCCGAGCAAUCGUGGAAACGGGUUGGCCCUUGACGCCAAUAUGGGGAUGAACGCGGGUGUGAACGUGGGUCUAGGUCUGGGGAUGGAUACCAUGGGAAUGGAUAUGAGCGCAAAUGCUUUUGGCAUGAAAGACACGAAUCAGAUGAUGUUUAGCAACAUGCAGCAUCAAAUGAACAUGAUGAGUCCCCAGGUGUCGUACUAUAUGCCUCAGCAGCAACAGAUGCAGCAACAGCAGCACUAUAUGCAGAUGAUGCAACAGCAGCGUCAGUUCAAUCUUCAACGUCAGCAACAACAGCAGAAGGCGUUGCGGGAGCGUCAACGACAGGCACAGCAGCAACAGAUGCAGAAAAACAAUCAGCAAGCGCACCAACAGCGUGCAGCGCAACUGCAGAAUCAACAGCAGAUGCUUGCAGCAAGCCACGGUUCGUCUCAAAUGAUCGCGCAAGGUCAAAUGAGCGGAGGCAACAAAACGUUGACAUUGGGUGGGGACACCAACGUAAACACUGCGCGCUCCCAACCUCAAACGUCAGGCCCUAGCACCGGACCGACAACGUCAACAACGCGCCCAACGUGGCAGACAUCAGCCGAUCAGGCAUUGCGCAAGGAGAUGCUGAAUCACAUCAUGCGGGUGUUGCAGAACCAAAGGUCGAAUGCCCCUGCAAACUGGCUGCAGAAGCUGCCAGAGAUGGCACACCGUCUCGAAGAUGAGUGCUACCGCAUUGCUGCAUCCCGCGAAGAAUAUGCGAACACCAGCACGUUGCAGUCGCGUUUGCGCAGCAUUGUGCGUAGUGCUCAGACUCACCAGCGACAUGUUGGAGGCAACGCAAUACGUCAGCCUGGCGCACCAAACCAUACGUCACCAGCGAAUGCUGGACCAGCGGCUUUGGCGUCCUCUGGAACCCCGAUUCCGUUUCCAGGCCAACGCGCCGUUGCACCGAUGGCAAAUGAGGCGAGUUUGGACGUAAAAGGCCUGGCUUCACAGGCUAUCCAAAUGCCGCCGGAGCUCCAGGAUCUACCGCCACAGGUUAAGACUCCAGUCAAAGUAGAGGUAUGUCAAGCGCAGGCGCGCAUGCAAGUGACGCCUUCAGGGGUUGACUUUAUGGCGGAUCGUUUGUCGAUGACCAGCACGGGUGCGUCACCCAUCACUGGGCAGAACAACGCGCAGACAGCCCCAGGUGCUAGUGUAUUCAACGGAAAUGGAAACGCUACUAGUUUCGGCCCACAAUCAGCUAGCUCCCCAGCGUCGACUGCUACUCGAAACAAAUCGGCUCAGAUUAUUUGGCAGUUUAAGGCCAAGGCACAGCAAGUAACAUCCGCGUUGGACAAGAACCAGACAACGGAGUACCAUAACAAGUUGCGACUCAUGGUUCGCGAAGACGUGAAAACAGCUGGAUCGAAAGAAGUAUUGCAGCGGCAGCAGCAGCGGUUGCUAUUGUUACGGCAUGCUAUGUGGUGUAAGUCACCUGAAGGCACGUGCGCAACUACGCCGAGUUGUGGUGAAAUGAAGCGACUCUGGGCUCACAUGAGCGCCUGCCGACAGACAAACGCUUGCUCGUAUAGCCACUGCAUUUCGUCCAAGUACGUGCUAUCGCACUUCCAGCAAUGCGCAAAUGCCAAGUGUCUCGUGUGCCAAGUUGUUCGAUAUCCCGUAGAAGUGAAGGAGAAAAAUGGCACGCUGAUGCUGGACGCCGAUCGUGCUCUACAGCAGAUUAUUGCCGCAAGUCAGCGUCGACAGCGCAUGCUUGCGAUGAAGAAGCAACAGGAAAUGCAGCAACAGCAGCAACAAAUUGCUCCGCACGUGCAGCAGCCCAUGCCUUUGGCAAUGCCUGCGCAUCUACAGCACCCUCAAAGCAGCAACAAUUUCGCAGCAAUGAAUUUGCAGCGGCAACAGCAAAAUGUUGAACAUGCCGGGAACUCUUCCGCUCCAGCGGACGCCAACCCCACGAAUACGUUGGGGGUAGCGGUGCCGGCAGCACAGUCCACCGGGCUGAAUGGUAUGAUGGGAAAUGUAAAAGCAUCGAACACUGUGGCCGCCACGAACCCGAUGCAGGACGAGCAGCGACAGUUUCAGCUGAUCAAGCAGAAGCUUAGUGGGCGUUCUCUGGAGCAGUUGACUGCGCAUUGCGUGAAGCUCGAAAAGUGGGUGGAAGAAAUUCGUGCGCGCAUGAAUGCGAUUAUGAACGAAUGUCGGCAGCUGUUGCAUCUGUCGAACUCCACACAAGACCCGAUGCAAAAAUCCCAAUACGAAGCACAAGUGCAGGAGAAGCGUGUUAUGCUCAAGCAACUGGAUGUGAAGUUUAAGCAAUGCAGGAGUCAGAGGAACAUUGUGAAGCACGUAAUUGAUGAGCGCAGUGUUACGACGUCGAUGUCGACUCGAAAUGGCGUGGCCACAUCCAACCACGCGGUCGCGAAUGCUCCAGCGGCGACAAUGCAGCCUAUUCCGAUGCCUACUCAAAUACAGCAGCCAAACUUUCUUCAAAAGACGCAGGGACCGACUGUUAGUACCCCCGUGACGUCAGUGAAGCCGUCGCCUGACGACCUACUUGGUGAGGAAGAUGCGGAUGUUCCUUUGAAAGUUGAUGACAGCCUUCUGGUUGCCGGAAAGCCUUUGGAGAUGCCAACGGAACUACAAGACACAUCUGCGACUCCUAUAUCAGUAGCUGCGCCGCUAAACACAUUGACAGCCGCGCACGAAUCGACUGGCAACCUUCCGCUGACAGUAUUGAAUGGCCCUCGACCAGUGUUGCCAUCGGACACCGCUGCUCCAGGGCAAGUGCUAGACUCUUAUCAAGGCCGAACGAAAGAAACUGGGAAAACGGGCACUGCAUCAUCAGCCUCGGGGUCAGUUGGCGUCACGGUCAAAGAAGAACCCGAGAGGACAGCUCGCGAUGGAGAGGCAACAACUUCUAAACAGGCUUCUGUGAAGCAGGAGGUGACCAUUAACCCGCUGACGAUGAACAAUUCGAAGCUGAAUGCUAUGAUGGUGGAGCAUCGCCGAAUGGAUGCGAGCAAAACUGUGCAGUUGCCUGCAGGUGCGGUGGGAACACCCAAAGCAAUUAUUGCAACUAACGGAAGUGAGACGAACGUAAGCUCCGCUGCCCCGGCAACACCGGCGCCACCAGCGUCCUCUGAAGUUCCGAUGUCUGUGCUGAACGAACUGAGUAAUGAGGACCUGGCUUCUCAUAUCAAUUCUCUGGUUACAGGCUACAAUGCUACAGUAUCCCCGGCAACUCUGAAGAAGAAGUUGGAGGCACUAUUGAAAGGCAUGAUGGACCACAAGUUCGGGUGGGUGUUUAACACCCCUGUCGACCCAGUGGCUUUGAACAUUCCAAAUUAUUUCAAGAUAAUUCGUAAGCCGAUGGAUUUGGGAACUGUUAAAAAGAAGCUCGAAGUAGGCGUGUAUAAGCACACAGAGGAGUUUGCUACGGACGUGCGUACUACGUUCCUGAAUGCAAUGCAGUACAACAGCGAAGACCAAGACGUAUAUAGUCUUGCAAAAGAUAUGCUAUCCGAUUUCAACGGUGAAAUGCGCAAGCUGGUAGCCGAAUUUGACGUGGACGAAAAGGCUGCCCGCGCGAAGGAGAGCUCGUGCCGUUUAUGUGGCAUUGAGCGAAUGGUUUUCGAGCCCGCGGUACUGUACUGCAACGGCGAAUGCAAUAGUCGCAUUCGGCGGAACUGCUACUACUACAUGUCAGCAGACAACAAAUACCACUGCUGCCAUCAGUGCUACGCUAGCUUGCCUGAUGUUAUAAAGCACAACGAAGGUCGCCAGUACCAAAAGGGUGCGCUUGCGCGUAAAAAGAAUGACGAAGUGCACGAGGAGCCUUGGGUGCAAUGCGACAAGUGUGAGCGCUGGGUUCACCAGAUUUGUGCCCUUUUCAACGGCAAGAUUGACAGUGAGAAAAAGCCGCAGCUGGUCAAAUCUGAGGGCAAUCAGGCAACAGAGGGCAGCGAAACGUCUCCAUUGCCUUCUUCGUCUGCUGCAAAGUCUUCUGCCGUCACGACGACAACUACGGUUGUGAAGAAUUCGUCUUCCUCUGGAUCAAAAGGAACGGUCCAUUCCAUUACGACGUCGCCGGGGAGUGAGUUUUUGUGUCCAGAAUGUUUGCUGGAGCACCGGAAAAGCGAACCGGAAAAGUAUAAAAUUGGCCGACAUGCUUUUAGUGCAAAAGAUCUACCGCGUACGAAGCUGUCUGAUUUUCUGGAACGGCGUAUCAUCAAGUCACUGCAGGCAGAGCGUGAGGACGAGGCAAAAUGGACGCAGCGUGACGUAAAAGACGUUGAGACCGCUGAGGGCUUGACCGUGCGUCUGGUGUCGAAUAUUGAAAAGCAGCUGAUGGUGCGCGAUAAAAUGUUCCAGCGGUACAAGGAUUCCCACAAGUAUACUUCGGAGCACCGCUUCAAGUCCAAGUGCAUUUGUAUGUUCCAGGAGCUGGAUGGUGUGUCGGUUUUGCUGUUUGGCAUGUAUGUGCACGAGUUUGACGAGCAAGAAGCGGACUGCAACUCGCGGCGCGUGUACAUUUCGUACCUGGACUCUGUGAACUACUUCCAGCCGCCCCACCUUCGAACAAAAGUAUACCACGAGCUGUUGAUUGCAUAUUUCGAUUUCGUCAAGCAACGAGGUUUUCAUACUGCACACUUGUGGGCGUGCCCACCCCUCAAGGGAGACGACUAUAUCCUGUACUGCCAUCCAGAGGCGCAGAAAACGCCAAAGUCGGAUCGCUUGCGUGCUUGGUACGUCGAUAUGCUGGUGAAGGCAGAAGAAGAAGGCGUCGUGUGGCAAAUUACGAACAUGUACGACGACUACUGGUGCAACGACAAUACGCCAUGUGCAUUGCCAUACUUCGAGGGCGAUUACUGGGUCGGCUUGGUAGAAGACCUGAUCGAAAAGUUGGACGCUGAAAAACCAAAAAAGGUGGUCAACAAACGCGGUUCCAAGUCGCAGAAGCGAAAAACGUCGGACACGAAGAAGGCUGCAAACAAGAAGUCUAAGUCGAAGAAGGCGAAACGUCGGAAGACUACGUCAGGCGAAGAAGUGCUAUGUGAUGAGGACGAAGACAACGACGACGAGACGCCGUUGAUAAGCAAUCGCACGCUUACUGUCAAAUCGCUGGACGCAGCUGACCGAAAGUUGUCGGACCCUCUGAUGCAUAAAUUGAGCGAGGUGAUCGAGCCCAUGAAGGACGACUUCUUAGUCGUGAAGCUGGUGCCAUGCUGCCGAGUGUGCAACACGUCAGUAGUGCAGGGCGCGCUGUGGCGCGACCAUAGUGUGAAAACGGAGCAUGGUUUGAACCCGAAGGUGGUACAAAUGGCGCUGUGCGAUGGAUGCUAUCAGAAACUGAAGGUCGUAUGCACUGCCGGUGUGUCGGCGGCCCAUCACCGACUGCAGGCACGACUGCAUACUCUCACAAAAGAAAUCAUGGCAUUGCCAGAACGUUGCAUUGAUCCGGACGAGAUCAACGACAGCGAGUUCUUUGACACGCGACAGGCCUUUUUGAGCCUGUGCCAGGGCAAUCACUACCAGUUCGACGAGCUGCGUCGUGCAAAGCACUCGUCCAUGAUGGCUUUGUACCACUUGGGCAAUCCGAACCCGAAUGCCUACGUGUACGAGUGCAACGCUUGCACGCGCGACAUUGUGACAGGCAAUCGCUGGCAUUGCCACACAUGCCCGGACUUCGACGUGUGCGACGCUUGCUAUGCCAAGGAGAAACACGAGCACCCGCUGGAAAUGGUACCUACCAGUGGCGCAGGUGCCAGUUUGGCACUGGCUGGCGGUGCAAUUGGCCCUGGAGGAGCACCGGAUCUAACUCCGGAGAAGCGGCGUCUUCGCGAACAGCGUGCGAAGAACGUCCGCUUGCACAUGCAGUUACUGGUUCACUCGAGUUCGUGUGUCGAUGGCAACUGCGGCUCUUCGAACUGCGAGAAGAUGAAGGAGCUGAUGCGCCACGGGGCGCAGUGCAAGCAGCGUGCGUACGGCGGUUGCACCAUCUGUCGGCGCGUGUGGGCACUAUUGCAGCUCCACGCGCGACAGUGCCGUCAGUACAAGUGUAAAGUCCCGCGCUGUCACGAUCUUCGGGAACACGUCCGCAAGCUGCAGCUACAGCAACAGCUUAUGGACGAUCGCCGGCGCGCCGCCGUCACGCAGCAGUAUCGGCAAUUGCAGAGCGAACGCCGGCAGGAGCAGCAAGAGCAAGCUCAAGGCGAUUCGCCCAUGCCGCAGGCAUGA
Molecule: messenger RNA, 6708 nt
Organism: Hyaloperonospora brassicae
Lineage: Eukaryota; Oomycota; Peronosporomycetes; Peronosporales; Peronosporaceae
Source: the annotation of a GenBank genome assembly